Messenger RNA from Arachis stenosperma, 1036 nucleotides. Its product is annotated as thaumatin-like protein 1b. The transcript has 4 exons. Gene Ontology annotation, biological process: defense response. The record is from RefSeq and is a predicted model, not a curated record. Lineage: Eukaryota; Viridiplantae; Streptophyta; Magnoliopsida; Fabales; Fabaceae. The coding region runs from base 20 to 904 and encodes 294 amino acids. Gene Ontology annotation, cellular component: extracellular region.
UACUUUAACCACAAAAACAAUGGCAGUUGCUAUUCUACUUUUCAUCUCACUCUCCCACUUCGUCACAGGUGCAAAUUCAGCCACAUUCAAUAUUGUAAACAAGUGCAGCUACCCAGUCUGGCCGGGACUUUUGUCCGGCGCCGGAACACCACAACUCUCCACUACCGGAUUCGCCCUUCAACCUGGCGAAUCUAAUGUGGUGUCCAUCCCAGCCGGAUGGUCCGGCCGUGUAUGGGGCCGGACCCUUUGCUCCACAGACUCCGUCGGAAAAUUCUCAUGUCUCACCGGAGACUGCGGUUCUUCCGCCGUAGAAUGUGGUGGCGCCGGCGCCGUACCUCCGGCGACUCUGGCGGAAUUCACCCUAAACGGCGCCGGAGGACUAGAUUUCUAUGACGUGAGCCUGGUUGACGGUUACAACCUCCCGAUGAUGGUGGUGCCUCACGGCGGCGGAAACUGUACGGCGACGGGAUGCGUGGCGGAUUUGAAUGGUGGGUGUCCAUCAGAGCUGAAGGUGAAGGCGGGAAGAGAGGAAGCGCGUAACGAGGGCGUGGCUUGCAAGAGCGCGUGUGAAGCGUUCGGUGAUCCGAAGUACUGUUGCAGUGGAGAUUACGCGACGCCACAGAGUUGCAAGCCCACUUCGUACUCGCAGUUCUUCAAGAGCGCGUGCCCACGCGCUUAUAGCUACGCCUAUGACGAUGGCACCAGCACCUUCACUUGUGCUUCUGCGGAUUAUCUCAUCACUUUCUGUCCCAAACCUCCCAAAAGUUCAAUGAAGGUUGUGAAUGGAAAAUUUCCAACGGCAGCAGAUAUCUCUAGAGGCCACAAGCUCAAACAUGAAUCAGCCACUUACAUGACAAUAGCUAUUACUGCAAUUUUAGUUUCAAUUUGGUGGAGAUUCAAUUAAAUGAAUGUUUAAUGAGAAGAACAACCAAUGGAACACACCUCAUUAGCAUGGUGAAAUUGAAUAUUAAUUGUACAAGAAAGUAAUGUUAUUUUUGUAGGUUAAAAUUUAAUAUUUAUUAAGAAUGUACAUUUG